AUGACGUUGAGAAGGUUGGUUGCUUUAGAUUUUAAUUAUAUUCUUGAGAAGGCUGCCUCUAAACUUAAUGUUUGGGGUAAUAAAUUGAUUUCGCUAGCUGGUAAAUUUGUUCUAGUCAAAUUUGUUUUGGUGGCUUUACCAGUUUUUGUGGCAACCCACUCAUUGGUUCCAAUGAGUGUUCUUAAAGAAGUGGAUAAUGCGGCUAGGAGCUUCAUUUGGGAUAGAAGAGGAGGACUUCACGGCCUUCAUUAUAUGUCUUGUGAAAAAAUGUGCAAAACCUGGAAGGAGGGGGGCCAAGGAAUACAUUCGGUGGCUGCUGUGACUGGUUCCCUUAGAGCAAAGUUUCCUAGGAAAUUUUUAAAGGGAGAAGAGUCUUUGCUGAAUAGGACUUUGUUAGCAAAGUGGAAAUUUGCAACAGGAAAGUCGUUAGACAUAAUGAAGGACGUAUGGAUUCUAGUCAUAAGUCUAGAUAAAUGGCCAACAUUUAUUGUUGUGGGGAAUUUUGAAUUUCCAUCACUUGAGAACUUUAAUUCUAAUGGUUGUUGGAAGGAACAUUUGCUAAAUAAAUUCUUUGGGGAGGCUCUCAUGGAGUUGAUUAUGCAUAUAGAAAUAUUUCCAGAUCAAAACAAAUAUAUGUUGGAGUUGAGACAGAGAUUCUCGAGCAAGAGUAUAGUAGUGAUGGCUUCUUAUUCUUAUGGGAAUAAUGAACCAGUUGAGUAUGGAAGUUGGCUGAAAAAGUUACACCUCAAUCCUAAAAUUGAAUGUUUUUGGUGGCGACUUCUUAAUGAUGCAUUACCAACGAAUGGUUUUCUAAUGUAUCAGAGGCUACUGGGUCAACGUUUAUGCCCAAGAGGAUGUAAUGAACCGGAAAAUGCUGAUUAUGUUAUGGUUCAAUGCUUGAAACUGAAGCAAGAAAUUGGUGUGCUGAAGAAUUGGGGUUUCCCUGUGCCGGAUUUCACUUAUGCUAAUGACUAUAAGUUGAUAUUGAAAAAAUUAGUGGAACACAAUAACUCCAUUGCAAAUUUAUAUUGUUCUCUAGUUUAUUUCUCAUGGAAGAGUAGAAAUUUAUUCAAACAUGGAGAACAAGAACUAAGUUUGAAUUAUAUAGCAUCGAGUGCUAUUAGUUAUGCAUCUAUCUCAAAAUCUAAUCUGUUCUUGGAUCACUGGAGUGCUAACCAGCCAGAUAGGCUGUUCUCUCAUUGGCACCCCCCUCCUCCAGAAUGGAUUAAGGUUAACUUGGAAGUGGAUUUAAUUAGUUAUUACAAUGGAGGCAUUGGUGGAAUUGUCAGAGAUUCUGAAGGUAGAUUCUUACUUGCCUUUGGAAUUAAUUUCACUCAUUGGGACAGUGGAUUGUUGGAGUUGUUGGCGGUUUAUUCAUUGAAGAAAUUCAUGUUUGAUUGGAUGUUGGAGGCAAAGGGCUUUAUUAUUGAAGGCAAAGGGCUUCAAUAA
Messenger RNA from Dendrobium catenatum, 1449 nucleotides. RefSeq lists its product as uncharacterized. The coding region runs from base 1 to 1449 and encodes 482 amino acids. The transcript is spliced from 2 exons. NCBI's taxonomy places the organism in Eukaryota, Viridiplantae, Streptophyta, Magnoliopsida, Asparagales, Orchidaceae. The record is from RefSeq and is a predicted model, not a curated record.